This is a messenger RNA of Pseudogymnoascus destructans, 1278 nucleotides long. RefSeq lists its product as uncharacterized. The record is from RefSeq and is a predicted model, not a curated record. Bases 87 to 1142 code for a protein of 351 amino acids. The transcript is spliced from 3 exons. Gene Ontology annotation, cellular component: membrane. Lineage: Eukaryota; Fungi; Ascomycota; Leotiomycetes; Thelebolales; Thelebolaceae.
GCCAGGUAUUUCUGUGCCUGGCCUAUUUCCAUGUUUGAGCACCAUCACUUCUUAGCUCCAAGAGCUGUAGAAUUCGAUAGCCCAAUAUGAAGGCCAUAUAUGCGGUACCGGUGACGGUUCUUGUUGCGUACAGAGCUUAUUCGCAUAAAUCGUUGACACCAGCGGGCAUUGUCGUCGCUGUCUUGACAGCUAUUGCGCACGCGGUCCACCCAUGGAAUCUACCGUUUGUGCUUCUUAUUGUGUUUUUCUUAGCUGGCACAAAAGUCACCAAGGUUAAGAAAGAGGCAAAGGAGAAGCUCACCAUCCAAGCCACUGGCGGUGCCGGCGGGGAAGGGCCUCGGACAUAUGUGCAAGUCCUCGCCAACUCGCUGGUAGCCACCGUCCUCUCUCUCCUCCACGCCUAUACUUUAUCCCGCGAACCAGAGGCCUGCUAUGGAUGGGGCCGGACGCUCCAGGACGUCAUCCCCAUUGGCAUAAUUGCAAACUACGCCGCUGUCGCAGCUGAUACAUUCUCCUCUGAGCUCGGGAUACUGGCUACGCAGGAUCCCCGCCUUAUUACAUCGCCGACUCUCCGACGGGUGCCCAGGGGAACAAACGGCGGGGUGACACUGUGGGGAUUAUUUGCCGGCUUCCUCGGCUCGUUGAUCGUUGUUGUCAGCGCCCUUUUCUUUAUUCCGUUUUGCCCUGCGCAACAAGGGCCCUUUGGCAAUACACUGUCCAGCCUUGAAGGUGGCACGGGAUGGGGCUGGGAGGAGAAGAAAUAUCUCGCAAUGUACCUUACGAUCUGGGGUGCGCUGGGUAGCGUUCUGGACAGUGUCCUUGGCGGACUCUUCCAACAGAGUGUCAAGGACACGCGGACGGGCCGCAUAGUUGAGGGUGAGGGCGGCAAGAAGGUACUUGUCUCCAAGGCAGACCCAAAGAGCGUGCACUACAAAAAGACGGCAGAUGUUAGAGCAGCCCUGUUUGGCCAUGAGGGGAAGAAGAGCGUGCCUGCUCGGCCAAAAGUAGAUGAGUCCCAUCCGACGAGGGUAGCUGAGUCAGGGUGGGCUAUUCUCGACAAUAACGAAGUUAAUUUCUUGAUGGCGGUGAAUAUGAGUUUAGGCGCAAUGCUUAUUGCUGCUCGGUAUUGGGAUAUUAAAUAGGUACCGCGCUUAGAAAUUAUAAUGAUGUUGUCAUUUUACAGUUCUAGUGCCGGUACUGUCUCAAGUAUAAAUCUAUAGAAGUAAUGUGGCAAAAUAUUUUCAAUAAUAUUUUUUUAAAUUUAUAAGCUAUGUAAAA